AAUUGUUGGACAAGAGUAGCGGAAUUAUGUGGUCCAUUUUCGGAUUAAUAUUGGCUCUAAUUCCGUUACUGGACGCUCAAGCAAUAGUAGCUCCCUAUCAGGUAGCGAUACGAUCAAACAAUCCAACAAUCAUCGGAUCCAUCGGAAGUUCGAAGCAAAUUUGCAACGGAGUCAUUAUCAGAGAUAAAUAUGUUUUAACAACUGGUAGUUGUGUGCAUUUUCAAGAUGCACAAACCAAACAAAGUCGUCUCAUCGCUCCUGGGGAUAUAUUUGUAAUUGCUGGAAAUAUCAGCAUGAAUCAAACCGACUAUGGCGACGAAGUCAAAGGCAGUUUUAGACGCAAUGUUGUUUCCGUAAUACCAAAUUGGAAAUUCAAUGCAUCUACUGGAGAUAAUGACAUCGCCAUACUCAAGCUUGACCGCUCGCUGCUACCGCUGGCCAACAAUACGAGCCCGGUGCGCUGGAUAGAACUGGAACAACACCCACAACAACGGUUGCAGCCGCAGCCCGCACAGCCAGCCACAACCCCAUCGCAGCAAGUAUACCAGACAACAACAACGGCGUCAACUAACAACAAAGUUAAUGAAAACUGUUUCAUAAACAUUUAUAACAACUCAGUCGGGGUUUCCGAUUAUCCCUACAACGCGGCUAAAAAUGUGAGCUUCUUUCAAAAAUGGGUGUGCGAUGCUCAGAGAGGCUCCUUUGUAGCUGGUCAAACUGUGGCAGGAAGAAACGAAACAUGUAUAGAAUAUCGCUUCAGCAAUGUGCAGUCAUGUUGGCUCGAUGCAAAUACCCUGCGACGCAGCGAAGAACGGGGCACCGCUCUGGUGUGCAACUUCAAAUUAGUGGCCAUAUUGACGGAAAUAAAUCCACCCGCGAACCCACAGAGUUGCACCUCGCUGAAACGCACCACGGCUUACUACUCCAUGGUUGCACCGUAUUACGAUUGGAUUGUGAGCGAAAUUGGAUAUCUUUACAAUUCCGCCCCCGUCAGCCAGCCAGGGCCCAAUGGAACCAUGACCGGCAGUCCAGUUCCGAGUGGACCGGCACCACCAAUUUCGUCCUGGGGAGACCAGCAAAUUGCUACCACCACCGCCACCACACCAGCCACAGGGAAAACCAAAUCCACGGCUGCGCCAUCAAUCAGCUCCGGAAUUGUAUUCAAACUUAUUGCCUUUAAUUUAUUCAUUCCAUUUGCGCUCGUUUAUCGGUUCCACCAUUGAUGACGAUGACGAAGAAGAGAUUCCGGAAAGCCACCGAAUUGCAACGGUGCCUAUUUUCCGUACGCUAGGUACCAUCCCUAUUGGAAAUCACACGAGCGCCAUCCCGUCAUCGCAUCGCCGCCGCUGUCGUCUGUCGCCAAACAUUUAACCACUUUUGGAAACUCGUGCAAUUCAAGACCCGCCAUGUGCGGCGGGAUGUAUGACUGAAAGGACGAAUAAACUUUUUUUCCGGACGGGGUGAAUUGUAGAAGGAACAUUAAAUUUUAUAGAUUAGCAUGAGUUGAAAAUGGUACCGAUUAAAGAAAACUAGUUUUAGUAAACCGAGAAA
Aedes albopictus (Asian tiger mosquito) is the source of this 1551-nucleotide messenger RNA. RefSeq lists its product as uncharacterized. Gene Ontology annotation, molecular function: serine-type endopeptidase activity. NCBI's taxonomy places the organism in Eukaryota, Metazoa, Arthropoda, Insecta, Diptera, Culicidae. The record is from RefSeq and is a predicted model, not a curated record. Gene Ontology annotation, biological process: proteolysis. The coding region runs from base 27 to 1223 and encodes 398 amino acids. The transcript is spliced from 7 exons.